Molecule: messenger RNA, 2266 nt
Organism: Eupeodes corollae
Lineage: Eukaryota; Metazoa; Arthropoda; Insecta; Diptera; Syrphidae
Product: fatty acyl-CoA reductase wat-like
Exons: 9
Coding region: 278-1798 (506 amino acids)
Biological process (GO): long-chain fatty-acyl-CoA metabolic process
Cellular component (GO): peroxisome
Molecular function (GO): alcohol-forming very long-chain fatty acyl-CoA reductase (NADP+) activity
Source: RefSeq, a predicted model, not a curated record
ACUUAGCCAUUAAACCAUUAAGCCGCACAUUGCUGUUGGGUAUAUAAAGAGCAUUGCAUCCCAUUUUGUCGUUUUGUUCAUCAGAUGGUUCAAUCGGUGUUUAAUGCGUGAAUCAUAGAUUAAUAAAAAAUUAAAUAAAAUAUAUUUCAUUUAAAAUAGAAUUUAAAUUGUUGGUGAAUUUGUUUCAAUUAAAUAUUUAACCAUUCAAAUAAUUUAGAAAAAUUACAAGAAAUAAUUUUUAGUCGUUCGUGUUCAGUUAUCAAAAAACUUCACCAUCAUGGCAAGCGACAAGGAAAUAUCGUUUGAAAAUGAAUUCAGUGAAUCGAGUAUUAGAGCGUUUUUCAAAAAUCAAAGUGUUUUCUUAACUGGCGCCACAGGAUUCCUUGGCAAAGUGAUUAUGGAAAAAUUGCUGCGCACAACCGAAGUAAAAGUUGUUUACAUAUUAAUUCGAAAGAAACGAGACAAGGAUAUUAAGGAAAGAGUUGCUGAUGUCUUUGAAGAUCCUCUCUUCCAAGUUCUACAUCGAGAGAAACGUGAUUUUCUUAUGAGGGUCCAUCCAAUCGUUGGUGAUUGCUCCUUGCCACAUCUAGGCAUAUCCAAGGUCGAUCAGCAGCUACUUAAGGAGAAUGCCAGUGUGGUUAUACACAGUGCUGCAACAGUGCGAUUCAUAGAGCCUCUCAAGAAUGCCUUGGAAAUAAAUGUACGUGCAACAUUGGCUCUGAUUGAGUUGGCCAAGGAAAUGGAUAACAUUAAGAGUUUUCUUCAUGUUUCGUCGGCUUUUGCCAACUGCAAUCGAGCCCACAUAGACGAGGUGUUCUACAGUGCGGGCAUAAGUGGGGAGAAUGCAUGCCUUUUAGCAGAAUUACUUAGUCCUGAGGUCCUUGACAAGAUUAGUUCUAAGCUGAUUGGAAACUUCCCCAACACAUAUACCUACACAAAGGCCCUGGCCGAGGAGAUUAUUCUAAUGAACGGCAAGGAGCUGCCACUGUGUGUGUUUAGGCCCGGAAUUGUUAUUCCGACGUAUAAGGAUCCGGUGCCGGGUUGGAUUGACAACUUGUACGGACCGACGAGUAUUCUAAUUGGCGCCGCAACCGGAGUCCUGCGAGUUCUCUAUGCCAGGAUGAGCCAAAACGCCUCCGUUGUUCCCGUGGAUUAUUGUGCAAAUGCGAUAUUGGCUUGCAGUUGGCAUACCGCUAAGAACCCUGCUACAAUUCCACCUAUUUACAACUUUGUUCCGGACCCAGAAAAUCUCGUGCAAUGGGAGGCCUACAGGACAUCCGCCCUUACAGAUGGUGUUAAGAUGCCCUUCACUCGCAUGCUUUGGUAUCCAACGCUAACAGUGACUCAGUCCAAGACCUGGUUUAGUAUUCUCUGCUUCUUCUAUCAUAUCAUCCCAGCAGUGAUCUUUGACUUCUGCCUCGUCCUGAUUGGUCGCAAACGAAGAAUGCUUAAGAUGUACAAGAAAAUCCACAAAUCCUGUUCUCUGCUUAACUACUUUGCCGAGCACGACUGGACUUUCACGUGCGACAACAUCAAAAAGAUUUGGGCCAAACUACCGGAAACGGAUCACGAAAUGUAUCCCUUCGACAUGCGACAAAUCGUAUGGACUCGGCAAUUCUACCACAGCAUGUGUGGUGUAAGACGCUACUUGGCCAAGGAAGAACCAAAGACCAUACCCAAAGGAAUCAAGUUGUUAAGAAGGUUAAGGAUAUUGCAUUCAGCUAUGCUUCUGACGGUUUACGGAUCCGGCAUUUGCCUCCUACUGAUGUUGGUGUUCAAGGCAUUCUUUGAUAAAUAAUAAUAUUAAUCGAGAGAUAGGAUAUACUCGUAGAUAUAUAGCUAAUAGAAUGGAAUGGAAUUUCCAUCAUCAUCUUCAUCAUCAUCAUCACAAUAAUCGCAGACGAAGGAAGGAAUUCAGUGCCAAGCCAGCCGCCUCUUAGAGUUUAGUCUUCUAUUGAAAUCGAUCGAGAAUAUAAAUAAAAUAUCAUCAUCAAUCCAUCAUCAUUGAAUCGCAUCGUAUCGCCCUAAAAAUUGGAGGUCCCAUAAACCCCUAACACCACAACCCCUUCACACAUCUUUUCACAUAUGAUGACCAUCAUCAUCUCAUCACAAAUGGAUAUCAUCGCAUCAUCUCAAAAAAAAGGAUGUAUAUUUAUAAAGCUUUUAAGAUUAGAAUUUUGUUUUCUUUGUCACAUUUUAUGUUGUUAUCACAUUGAGAAAAAUAACGGUAAAUAAAAACAUCUUAAAAAUAAAAUCACAUGCAAAA